Messenger RNA from Myzus persicae (green peach aphid), 2652 nucleotides. Its product is annotated as U3 small nucleolar RNA-associated protein 6 homolog. The transcript has 10 exons. Bases 808 to 2580 code for a protein of 590 amino acids. The record is from RefSeq and is a predicted model, not a curated record. Gene Ontology annotation, cellular component: small-subunit processome; Pwp2p-containing subcomplex of 90S preribosome. Gene Ontology annotation, molecular function: snoRNA binding; protein binding. Lineage: Eukaryota; Metazoa; Arthropoda; Insecta; Hemiptera; Aphididae. Gene Ontology annotation, biological process: maturation of SSU-rRNA from tricistronic rRNA transcript (SSU-rRNA, 5.8S rRNA, LSU-rRNA).
AUAAUAUUAUCAAUGCUUAAUAUUGACAAUAUUGUGUGAAUGUGUGAUCAAAAUUCAAAAUUCAAAACUUCAAAACGUCUGAUCAAAUUCUAAAUACGAUAUAAUUGUAUUUGGUCUAACAUAGUAACUCAAGAGACUGACAACAUUACUGGAAUCUAACACAGAAAUCAAAAUAAUAAUAAUUUUUACUUCUCGUCGAUCUUUAUCAAUUUUUGUUGUAGGUACGAGAUAAAAUACUUAAAGAUCUUCUUUAUAGAUCUUGAGUACAAGCCACAAGAAGCUGACUGUUCUCGUGCACCACAAAGUAACAAAUUAAUAUAACAGAAUACAGACAUAUCCGGCUCUAGAAAUCGGUCUACUAUCACUGUAAGACAAAAUAUUAUUUAGAGCCUUCUCGAUCACAAACACUAUUAAAUUUGUGUAGUAUCGACGCGUUUUGGAUAAAACGAAAAACACUCGGUAAUUGUCUUCAACAGCAGUACUUCGUUUAUUGAAUUUGUUUUUCAAACACUAUGCAUGACUUAUUCUAUUGAUUUCUUUACUUUCCCUAACUUAUUAUCAGUGGCUGAUACUGCUAUAUGGGUAAUGGUUUAUUUGUUUAUUCGUUUUUAUAUGAUUUAAUAAUUAAUACGUUCGAUUGAAUUCAAGUACCUCUACAGCACUAUAACUGUUAUAACAAAGGACAACACUUGGCAUCAAGCUGAAAUUGUAGCAUCUAUUGUUGGUACCACAAUUUGUUGGACUUAUUAAUUUGUUUGUUUGCCUUUCAAAUACCUUGAUCAGUCUCCAAAAGAAUUAUUUCUCAUCAUGUCGGUAGACGAAGUAGAAUCAGAAAUCCAUUUCAUGAAAACUUAUGGUAUAAUGAAAUGGGAUGAACUAAUAAUGUUAAAUGAUGAUCGCAAAUCGCUUAACCAGAAAAUCGCUCUUGGGGUGGCUACCAAAGAGGAAUUGUUAAAACAAAUAAAAGUGGAACUAAAUAUGUUGGAUACGUGUCAACUUAAAAUUGAUCAAGAAAUGAAAGAAAACGACACAGAGUAUAUUAACACUGAAAUACUUACCAUUUUAUCAAACCGUAUCAAUGAUAUGUACACCAGUAUGUUUCUAUUGUUUCCUGUCGAAAAGAAUUCAUUAUCAGAAUAUAUUGAGUUCUGCUCAAAUAAUACAUUAUUUAUUACUAAAUGUAGCAACAUGCUGAAUACACUCAUGUUGAGAUUCCAUAGUGAUCCUGAAGUAUAUAUAACUGCAGCAACAUAUGAAUUUGACGACCGAAAUAAUGUUGAAUCAGCUAGACAAUAUUUUGCAGAAGGAUUAAAAUAUCACAAAAAUUGUAAGCGCUUAUAUGUAGAAGAGUUCUGGGUAGAAGUACAGCAUUUAGAAAAGACUGCAGGUGCCUCACUUCCAAUUGCCAUGGGAAAAUAUAGAAACCUCAUAAAACAUUUUGAAGGUGAUAUCGAGUUUCAUUUUAUAUUACUGGACAGAGCAAUAAAAUUAAGUGCAGUUAGAGAACUGCAAUGUAAUAUUGUCAGAGAUAUGGUUAGAAAGUAUAGGCAUAGUGAACUAAUGUGGCAAAAAUUAGCUAAGAUUCAUUUUGAUGGUUUUAUCUAUCAUCAAGAAACUGAGCAAUUACAUUAUGAUAAAAAUUAUAUAAGUGGUAUUAGAAACUGCAUUAAAACAUAUGAAGACGGAUUGAGAGAAAAUUUACCAUUAAAAAAUAAACAAAAGUUAUGGAACUUUUAUAUUGAUCACGUUAUAGAAAUUCGGAGAUCUUAUCGCAUGAAAAAAGAAACAAUAAGAAAUUUUAUGAAUGAAACAAUGGAGAGAGCCUUUCAAGAAGCACACAAUAACAGAGCAUUACAUAAAUCGGAACAUUACAUUUAUUGGGCUAAAAACACAAAUAAAAGCUGUCAUAAAGUUCUGAGAAAAGCAGUUGAAGUGGUGGAAGAUAAUGUAGAACUUUGGAUUAAUUUAAUAACAUAUUAUUUACACUUUGACUGUCUUGAAAUGGGUAUUGAAGCUUUUCAAGCCGGUGUUCGAGCUUUGACAAGCAAAUCGAUGCCUUUAUGGCAAAUUCUAAUUUUAUAUUUGGGGAACACUCAUCCAAAAUUGCUCCAACAAUUAUAUCAUGAAGGCUCACAUUUUCCAUUCCCAGAAAUUAAUGUUGUUAUCAGGCCUAAAUAUUUGGAAUGGAAUGUAGUUCACAAUGGAUUACUUUCAACUCGUGAAUUAUUUAUUGAACUUAGAGACAUAAAACCAGAAUGUAAACGGUUGUACACAACCAUGAUUUCAUUUGAACUCACUCAGAACUCAGGUAUUACUAAAUUGAAAACAAUCAGAAAAUUGUAUAAUGAUGUAUGCAAUGCUUUUGGCCAAACAGACAUUGGAGUAUGGUCGGACUGCAUUCGUUUUGAGUACAAAUAUGGUUCUCCUAAAUUAGUGAAGGAAAUUUAUAAGGCAUCAUUAUUGUGUUUAGAACCAAAGUUAAGAAAUGUUAUGACAAAGGAGUUUGAAAAACUUAAAGAUGAAUUUCUGGAGAAUGAUUCUAAAGAUGGAGGAAUUAUUGUUAUUGAUGAUGACGAAUAAUUUUAUAGUUAAGAAAAAAUUAUCUAGAUAUAUGUGUGUAUUUAUUUUAUUGUUAUUCAUGUUUUAAGUAGG